CCCAACAUUCCCAUCAAUCCCCCAAAUCCCAUCAAUCCCCCAAAGCCCAACAUUCCCAUCAAUCCCCCAAAUCCCAUCAAUCCCCCAAAGCCCAACAUUCCCAUCAAUCCCCCAAAUCCCAUCAAUCCCCCAAAGCCCAACAUUCCCAUCAAUCCCCCAAAUCCCAUCAAUCCCCCAAAGCCCAACAUUCCCAUCAAUCCCCCAAAUCCCAUCAAUCCCCCAAAGCCCAACAUUCCCAUCAAUCCCCCAAAUCCCAUCAAUCCCCCAAAGCCCAACAUUCCCAUCAAUCCCCCAAAUCCCAUCAAUCCCCCAAACGCCUUCUACCCGGGCUUCCCGGGCUCCUACCAGGCCGUGCCGGGCUACUUGGACGUGUCGGUGGUGCCGGCGCUGGGCGCGCACCCGGAGCCGCGGCACGAGCCUUUGCUUCCCAUGGAAGGCUACCAGCCCUGGGCGCUGGCCAACGGCUGGGACGGGCAAGUGUACUGCCCCAAGGAGCAGCCGCAGCCCGCGCACCUCUGGAAGUCGCCAUUCCCAGACGUGGUUCCGCUGCAGCCCGAGGGCAGCAGCUUCCGCCGGGGCCGCAAGAAGCGCGUCCCGUACUCCAAGGUGCAGCUGAAGGAGCUGGAGAAGGAAUUCGCCGCCAGCAAAUUCAUCACCAAGGAGAAGCGGCGCCGCAUCUCGGCCAGCACGAGCCUGUCCGAGCGCCAGGUCACCAUCUGGUUCCAGAACCGCCGCGUCAAGGAGAAAAAAGCGCUCAGCAAAGCCAAGCCCGGCCAGCUCCACAACACCUGA
This is a messenger RNA of Ficedula albicollis (Collared flycatcher), 792 nucleotides long. RefSeq names its product homeobox protein Hox-C13a-like. The transcript has 3 exons. The annotation marks the transcript as partial. Gene Ontology annotation, molecular function: DNA-binding transcription factor activity, RNA polymerase II-specific; RNA polymerase II cis-regulatory region sequence-specific DNA binding. Lineage: Eukaryota; Metazoa; Chordata; Aves; Passeriformes; Muscicapidae. Gene Ontology annotation, biological process: regulation of transcription by RNA polymerase II. The record is from RefSeq and is a predicted model, not a curated record.